Cylindrotheca closterium is the source of this 2130-nucleotide messenger RNA. The record is from the annotation of a GenBank genome assembly. NCBI's taxonomy places the organism in Eukaryota, Bacillariophyta, Bacillariophyceae, Bacillariales, Bacillariaceae.
AUGAUGGAUGACAUUCCUCUGUCUUCUUCUCCUUCCCUUGGAGACGAAGUAAAGAAUAACGAGAUCAGAUGUCGUCGAAUCUUGGCAUGCAAGCAACAGAUCAAGCAUUGGCAAGAUAAGAUGAGAAGUUUGGAGAAAGAGCAAGAGAAGUACAUCAAACUGGCAAGGUUGAGGCUAGAUGCUCCAUCUACUUGGAGACUGCUAUCGAGAAGAGAGAGACGAGAGAAAGAUUUCAUCUUAGCUGCCUUGGAGUCACCAGAAUUGCCUGAAGCGCUAGAGGACUUUGAAAAUGGUACUUUUCCGUCUCAUAUUCGCCUGGAUCGAGAUAUUCUGAUUGCCCGUGUCAGUAGACAAGACUUUGCCAAGAGCGUCAACGGGGAUAGUGACCUGUUCGUUCCUCCAAAGCUAAGAAAUGACAAAGCACUGGUCUUGGAGAUUGUCAAGCAUUGUCCUAACGCGAUUGAAUUCGUCUCGAACGAGUUGAAAGACGACGGAGAUAUUCUUCGGGCUAUCUUGAAUCGAUCCAAGUUACCUGCCCAUUUUCUGCAGCACUUUUCGGAAACUCUGCGAUCUGACGCAGAUGUCAUGUUGGAAGUUUUGAGCCAUCCAAACAAUGGAUUAUCCUCCAUGGCAUAUUGCUCUAGUGUGCUGCGCAACGACAAGUCCUUCUUUCUCAGUGCUGUUGCUUUUGGCAACCACCAAGCAGACGGUCAAGUCCUCCGCUUUGCGUCCCAAAGACUGAAAGACGACCCUGAAGUUGUGCUCCAUUGCGUUCGUCAAUCAGGAAUGAAUUUGAAGCACGCCUCGUACGACCUUCGUCGUGACCAAGAGAUUGUAUCCGAGGCGUCGAAGCAAGAUCCGGCCUCCUUUCGCUAUUGCUUGCCUGGAAUUGUCAAACAAACUCUUUUAGAGCACAGUGAAUUCGCGAAAAAGGUUGUUCAACAUCUUCCUCUAUCUGGGGUGAAGCAUUGUUUAGAGUUGUACGAAUGUGAUGAAGAAGUGGUGCUGUUUGCCUUGCGCAAUCCAUGUGUUGAGUGGUGUAUGAUUCCCGAUCACUUUCGCAAACAACUAGACUUUGUGGCCAAGGCUGUUCAUCUUUCGAAUGGUAGUAUCUGGGAGGACCUUCCAAUGGAGACAAAGUGCAACUUUCCGGUCGCAUUGGCCCUCGUGACGUCUCCAAGUACUUCCGAAGAUCUUGCCAUGGCAGCCUUUGCGAUUUGUCCUGAAUUAUUUUCCAGCCACAAGGCCAUGAUGUGCUUUAUUGCUAACCAUGGCGGAGGCGACCUGUUGCCAAUGGUACUAGAUUCGUUCCCACUUUCAAUUCGUAGUGACAAGGAACUCAUGAUGAAAGCCAUAAAGAAGGAUGUGUCCAUUUGGGAACACUGCUCGGAUGAAUUAAAAGUUGAUAGGGAUAUCGCGCUGGCGGCACUUGAAGGCUCCCCAAAUGUACUAUUCUUCAUUGGAGAGUCGUAUCAGAUGGAUAAUCCAGCCUUUGUGGUGUUGACCAUAGAAACUCACGCAAGGUAUCUGCAGUUUGUGUACCAUGAUGUAUGCAAAGAACUGUGGUCAAAUCGCGAGGUUGCACGUGCUUGGUUGAAUAGCGGCGGCGAUUGGUUGGAUGAAUUUCCAGAAGAGUUCGCGGAGGAUGAAGAGCUAGUGUUGAUACUUGUCAGGAAGAAUUGGAGCGAUUUCAACAUGAUAUCAGAUGCCUUGAAGGGUGACAAAGAUUUUAUCUUGAAGGCGGUGGCAGUGGAUGCUCGUAUAAUUCGAGAUGUCGAUGAAAAAAUAGCCUACGACAAAGAUGUGGCCCUUGCCGCCAUUAGCAAGGACCCUCGAAGCUUGCAGUUCUACUCUGGUGGAGAAGCUUUUGAAUUUAUUGUCUCAUUUGCCAAACUAAUACGAGAGCGUCUACUCGAAUACCAAGUCUUUCAAAAAGAGAUCGUGGCAUCCAUGGAUAAGGAGUGCCACCGAUCUAACCAAAUCAGCGUUCUCUCGAUGCUGAACCAAGGACCCGCCACACUUGCAAUGUACAAAGACGUGAUUACUUCCUACAUCGGAGUCUUACACGAUGAGGAAGAGAUUGCCAAAUACUGUGCUGUGUCUAAUCACCUAGCUUCUUGGGGUCUGUAG